AUGCUCGCCAUCAUCCUCGCCGGCCACGGCCUCGCUCGCCUCGGGAUCGACGCCGAGUGGGUUGGCGGCUCGAGCUGUGGCGGAGGCAGCCUGAGCGUGCAGUGGCUGCAGCUGGGCUGCCGCGGCGAGGCGUGGCUGCUCGACUUGCCGACGCUCAUCGCCACGCCCUCGAGCGCCGCCCACUUGCAGGCCGCUCUCGGCGCUCUCUUUGCCUCUCCUCGCCUCCUCAAAGUUGGGUUUGGUCUCGCCGCAGACUUGAGGGUGGUCCGCUCCGCGCACGGUUCACUCCGCUGCUGCUGCGCGGCCUCUGCCGUCUCCCCGUCCGUCGACCUGGUCAACGAGUGGCGCAAAUUGCGGGGCGCCGGAGCAGUCUCAAGUUUGUCCGCGCUCUGCGCGACGGUGCUCGGGGCGCCGUUGGACAAGCGUUGCUGCCUCUCCAACUGGGGCAGGAGGCCGCUAGCGGCGCAGCAGCUCGAGUACGCGGCGCUCGACGCGCUGGUGCUGCCGACGGCGCACGAGGAGCUCGAGAGGCGACGCAUUCGCGCCGGUGGCGCGCCGGAUUGGCGCUGGAUUGGCCGCCAUUGCUUUUGCGCUUGUUUUGCCAAGCCGGUGGCCCGGGCAGCGCUCGCAGAGGGCGAGCGGGUCGUCCGCGUCGAGCUGCGGCUCGGCAGAACUUUUGCGCCAAUCGGAGAGGGGGAGCCGUUCGCGCGGGGGACGGUCCGGGUCCUUUGA
This is a messenger RNA of Emiliania huxleyi CCMP1516, 732 nucleotides long. RefSeq lists its product as hypothetical. Bases 1 to 732 code for a protein of 243 amino acids. The record is from RefSeq and is a predicted model, not a curated record. The transcript has 5 exons. Gene Ontology annotation, molecular function: 3'-5' exonuclease activity; nucleic acid binding. Lineage: Eukaryota; Haptophyta; Isochrysidales; Noelaerhabdaceae. Gene Ontology annotation, biological process: nucleobase-containing compound metabolic process.